AUGUGGUUGAAGGCAGCGUUUGUUGCGGUGAAGCUGGAUAGGGAGCUCAAGCCUCGAGAAAUCGAGAACCAAGAUCCGAACCAGCCUGAGCACCAACAGCAGAACAAGCUCACUACAGUUUCAAAACCCUCACAGUCUGAUCGACCCAUAGACAUGUUCACCUCAGAAUGA
Hansenula anomala is the source of this 171-nucleotide messenger RNA. RefSeq lists its product as uncharacterized. The record is from RefSeq and is a predicted model, not a curated record. Bases 1 to 171 code for a protein of 56 amino acids. The transcript has a single exon. Lineage: Eukaryota; Fungi; Ascomycota; Saccharomycetes; Phaffomycetales; Wickerhamomycetaceae.